Molecule: messenger RNA, 8695 nt
Organism: Drosophila ananassae
Lineage: Eukaryota; Metazoa; Arthropoda; Insecta; Diptera; Drosophilidae
Exons: 4
Coding region: 1747-4176 (809 amino acids)
Biological process (GO): adenylate cyclase-activating adrenergic receptor signaling pathway
Cellular component (GO): membrane
Molecular function (GO): G protein-coupled receptor activity; dopamine neurotransmitter receptor activity, coupled via Gi/Go
Source: RefSeq, a predicted model, not a curated record
CCGUUUUAUCGAACGGAAGGAGCUUGCAACUCAAACUUGUGCGCAGGAAGUUGGCCAGCCCCAAACCAAAAGGCUGUCUAAGGAAAAAAAAUGGCCAGGACGAAACAGUUUCCCAACGAACUCUGAAGGCAACAGUCGGAGUCAGUCGCACAAUCCGAGCUUCAAGCCAAAAGGGACCCGAGUCCCGAUUCUCGAUUCUCGCCUUUCGAGUCCCGAGGCGUCGAUAUGGCAACCAGGCCGGCAGGAAAAAGAGGGAAACCAGCGCAGUCCUCGUUCCAGGACCUUCAUUCGGUUCCUUUCGUCAGCCACUCGGUACGAUCCGAGGCGGCUUCGCGUUCGAUUUCGGUUUCGGCUUUCGAUGCAUUGCAGUUUUGAAGUUUCGAAUCUGUUGCCGCCGACUUGUUGGUUCAUUUGCAUAUCGAUCAUCGUCAAUCCAAGAAGUGCAUUCCGAACAGUCCCAGUUAUUAACGAUCAAUUAAUUGAGUUUUGAUAAAAGCCUUUUAAUAAUAGUGUUGCGCCAUCGCCUAGUGAAAAACAGAACUUUCUCGUCCUCCGACUAGUUCCACUUAAUUAAUUGUCCGGCCCCCAUGUUGAGAAUUUCAUCAGCUGGCCUGGACUGGACUGGGGGUUUAAAACGAAAAAAAACCUUUGUUUUUGUUUAUUUUCCACGGCACUCGGACUAAUAAAAAUGCAAUUUUUAUGGUUAAGAAAAUAGAGCGCGUGGCCGUUGCACAUUUGUCUGAUGUUGUGCAGAAGCCAGAAGAAAAUGAGGCUUGGAAAAUGGAAAAGUAACAACAGCCGCCAUACCAGCAGCAGCAAUAGCAUUGAGCUUGUGAUGUAAUCCAGAGCAAAAGUGAAGCGGCAAUUUGCUAUUGCAGAAAAAAAAAGAGAGCGAAAAAAGAAGAAAAAAAAUUAUUAUACAAUUUGUGUUGCUGCCGCACUGAACUAGGACAACAGCAACAAAGAUACAAGGUAGCAGCAACAGCAACAGCAAGAGCAGCAGCAGCAACACUGAUAAAGACCGGCUGGCAACAGAGAACGAGCUUGCAGCAGCAUAAUUUCAAAGUCGGAGCGUGGGAAUUGCAAAUCACACAAUAUCAACCGAGGCAGCAGCAGCAGCAGCAGCAACACCAACAUCAGCAACAGCAACAGCAGCAACAUCGGCAACAUCAAUACAUGCAAUAAUCAUUGCUUGUACGGCAGCAAUAGCUCGCUUCUCAGUGCUCUCUUCUCGCUCUUGGCGCUCGGGGCCGGCGUUGUUCCAUCUGCCUCGCACCCGUUCCACAGCCGUUCGUGAACAGUUCGCGUAUAUUUGGAGCCCGAGUGGAUACCGCUCACAGUUGUGCUUGGAACGCUUCGGAGUGAAGAUCGUGCUCGUCGAUCGGCGCGAAAAAAAGAAUUGAAAAAAUAUAUGAAUCGAAAAUCGUGAAAAACCAAAACCCCAAAAACCCAAACAAUUGACAAGUGAAAAAUAAAUUGUUUUUGAGAAAAUCACAAAAUAUCGCGCGUAAAUUAGCAAGCGUUCGCAAGAAACAAGCCAAACAGUAAAGAGAUAUAUAACAAAACCGAAAAAAUUGGCUGCAAAUGUGAAGAGUUGAGACAGCGGAUAUACCGAGUGAAAUUUGUGUCAUAAGCAAAGCCAAAAGCCAAAAAAUAAGCGUAAAGAAACAAAACCAAACUUAUAAGAGCGCACAGUGACUGUGAAACUGUAAAGUGAUGUGUGGCAGCAGAAAAACAGCAUAAAGAAUGGCCAUAGACCUCCUGAUCCUGGCCCUGCUGCUCGUCUCGUUCCUGAUCAACCUGCUGGCGCUGUGUGCCUUCUGGAUCACUCCCGGCCUCCGCACCACCGCCAAUCGGUUCACCAUCAACCUCUUGGCCAUCAAUCUGAUUGGCUGCUGCAUCUUGGCCCCAACCCUCUUCCUGGGCCUGCCCUCGAAAUCAGGGGAAUAUCCCGUCGCCGUUGCAGACUCUGUCGAGGUCUACUCGAAGCCUGGCAACCAUCAGAUCACCUUUCUGAAAAAUGGACAUGUCGUGGAGCAGGACGGCGUGGUGGUGCACCGCAACACCAGCGAUACCGGCGAUGUGGUGGAGACCUUCUUCAAGUGCAAUGAAACCUACUGCCGGGAGCUGACAAUCGACGAGCGCCAGGAUGGUGGCAUUGUAAUUACCGAGACGGAAACGCACGAGGAGAAUCUCUCGAUGUUCGACGGAGCACCGACUUCAGCUCCUUUGCUGCCGCCUGUCCAGCUGCGAUGCUGGUCCAUCGAUAUGACUGCUGCACUGGGAGCACUGGCCGUGCUCCUGGUAGUGGGUGAUACCUGGUGUGCCGUAACAGAUCCCCUGCGCUAUCACAGCCGGAUAUCCGGGGUGAAGACCUGGAUCUUUAUCGCCCUCACCUGGGCGGUGGGUAUUCUGUUUGGGGCUCUGUCGGCCUUCCGGGUCCUGGACUUUGAGGCGGACACCUUGCUGAGCAGACAACGCCGACUGGCAGCCACCUACUUCAACAUCAGCAGCACUAACAGCAUCUUCGGCGUGGUCUAUGCCAGCAUAUACUUCAUUGUCAUUAUCCUGCUGCCCUUUGGGUUUGUGUGCGGCAUGUACUGGAGGAUAUUCAGCGAGGCCCGAGGCAAUGGGCUGCGCAUGCGUCAGAAUGGCUCGUCGCCGCUCCUGCAGAGUGCACUCAACUUGAACGCCGGCCAGCAGGCGGCCCAGGGCAGUCAGUUCUCCAACAGCCUGUGCGUCCACCGCCACUCCAUCUCCUCGGCCAGCUCCCACGGUGGUACCAGCAGCAUGGGCAUUGGCAUUGGUGGCCUGCAGAUGCAAAUCGAUCAGCGCCAGCAACCCAGGAGCUCGCCCAGUUGCUUGCGUCGUGAUUCGGCAGCCAAGGUUCUUCUGCCCACCAUUUCCGAUGAUGGAGGCUCUGAUGCUGAUGCCGAGAGCGGUGCUGGAGAUCAGUUGAUGCCCGUACCGGAGCAGGACAGGAAUCAAAAUAUUCUGCUCACUCUGCAAACGGCCAGUGGGGAGAUCAAGCGUAACUAUUCGGCUCGUCAGUUGCCCCUGUUGGGCACAUCCUCCCAGGACCUGAGGGAGGCCCACCGCCUGCAGGGCAUCCGCCAGGUGCACAGCUCCCCCAACCUGCACAAGUACACGGAGCUGAGGCAGGACUCGUUGAGCGAGGAGUGUGGAUCGCCGCAUCUUUUGGGCCAUGAACAGCGGCAGCAACAGUUGCAGCAUCAGCAGUCGCAGCAGCAACAUACCCAGCCCUUGCAGCAUCACCACCACCAUCAGCUGCAGCACCAGCACUCCACGCCGACGCACCACCACCCGCACUUCAGCUCCCCGCGCCACCACGCCCUGCAAAUUCCCGCCAUCCACGCCUCCCCGAAGGCCCUGAGCUACAUGAGCUCCCUGCGCCAUCGGCUGAGCAACGCCAGCUCGCUCUUCAAGUACCGGGAGGAGUCGCGGGCAGCCAGGAUUAGCAUCCUCGUUGUGGUCAUGUUUGUUGUCUCUUACUUGCCCUUCGGCCUGCUAGUCCUGCUCCAGUCGCGCUUGUCGGCUGCCAACUUUGGCGGAUCCUCGCAGCUGGCCAUCUUCAUGAUCCUUCUGGCCAACAUCAGCUCGCCGUUCAUCUUCGCCUAUCGCAACAAGCGAGUUCGGCGGGGAGUGAAGCGCCUGUGCGGACUGGAAUCCUCGGCGGUAUUGCAGCGACACUGCAGCAGCAGUGUGAAGACUAACGGCGGCGGAGGCGCCACGUCUGGCAGUGGGGCAGCCCAGCUGCAGCGCAACAGCAGCAAGCUGUCGCAGUACAGCAGCAACAGCUGUCGCUACCUGACGCCCCAGAGCUCCUUGGUUAGCCAAGUGCCGGUGCACACCACCCUCACCCUGAGGCCCAACAGCAGUUGCAGUACCAUCAUUAACUUUGGAGCCACCAAGGGUUCGGCGGAGUCCGAAGACCUGCCACCGGCUUCACCACCACCACUUACUACUGCACCACCCGUCCGACCGCAGCGACCCAAGCUGCAACGGGGCAUCACAAUUGUGGAGCACAUCGCCAUUACACCGACGAUGCCGCAAAAGUUCCAGAGCCGGCGGGGCAGAUUCUUUGACAUGUUCUUCCGCGGCUCCAAGAAGCUGCAGACGAGCUGUCAGGGCCAAAGCUUGCCCACAGAGGUCUAGGGGGUUAUUGUUUAGAUUUUGAAACAGAAUCAGAAACAGAAAUAGUUACAGUUACAGUUACAGUUACAGUAAACUAAACUAAACUCGCUUGCUGAAGAAUUCUAUGAAACAGUAUUCGUAAUUUGUAAGUUAAAUGUUAAACAAAGACAAGGGUUUGAAUUUUGAGUUUUAAGACAAGAUCUUGCUGUCCUAGAAGCUUCUCAUGCCAAAAACAAAACACAAAAGAACAUAAACGUAGUCAAACCAAAUAGUUUGAGAUGCUUUUAAUAUAAAAAAUAAAAAAAUGAGGAAAAAUUAACAAAAAAAUAACAAGUACCUUAAUGAAUACAAAACAAAUAGCAACAAUUGUGUACAAGUCAAAUUAACAAACAAACAGAAAGAGAGAGAGUAGGGAUAAUUAUUCUUAUGCUGGAUAUCAAACUGGAAAGUGGAACCAAGCCAAGUCGAGAUCGUAAUCAAUGUACCUAAGCAACAAACAAACAUAUGAACAUUUAAUGUUUUUACUCAAAUCGAUAAUGAUUGCCACAAAAUAGCAAAGACAGCACAGUUAUUUCGAGCUCCAAACUAAUUUAUUAUUUAUUGUAAUGCAAUUCUAGGCAAUUGCACUCUGUAGAUACACAAACACACAUAUAUAGAUAUAUAUAUUUAUUAGACAUCCACACCGAAAAGCUUUAACUCCAAAAACAUUCUGGCUAAAAGGAGAAAAUGCAAAGAAGACGAAACGCUAAACAUUCAUUCAUACGUUAAUUAAGUAAAUGUGCAAAGCAUAUGUGUAUUCUAGCGCCUAAGUAGCCGAGUAGUUCUAGAAACCCAAAAAAAAAAAAAUACAAAACAAAAAACAAGAUAUCCGAGCACAUAGUGCCGGGAAGUGCUUUUCGAACCAUUUUGGCCAACUGGAACGGGCCGUGCAGGCCGCAUUUUCACAUUGAAAACGCGCCAGCCAGUGCACGGGCCGCUCAUAGUUGGCCAGAAGUCAUUUAGCCUUCUCAGUCAGCGAGUAAGCCACUAACGGGCGCACUUCUCUUAAGCUGGCCGUAAAGUCAAUUUGCUUUCGUAGAACUCCGGGCGUUGCGUGCAGCUAAAUACCUCAUUAGAUUUAAUUUAAAGUGCGAUACGGACGGCGGCAAUAGGUCAAAAGUCAGAGCCGAGCCAUCAUGCAUUAUGCAAGCCCUGGCCCUGGCAUUUGUCUCAUUUCGCCGCUCCAGGCCAGAAAGCUUUAUACUUUAGGUUCUCCCUUGCCCUGCUUUUGAUUUUCCUUUCCGUAGCUUUUCCUAGCUAGCCCUUUGGACAUAAAGAAACAGACACACAUGUGAAGACACUAACACACACCACUCACAAAAAAGCAACAAAGCCAACCUCGAAUUUAUAUUUCUAAAAAGUUUAUAUCUUACAGAGUGUGUGCAUAGGAGAUACAAAUGUAUCUAUAAAUAUUUAUGCAUCUGUGUCGGACAAGGGAAAUAUUUCAAAACCAAUUAUUGUGAUGUUGAGCAAGGGGGACGGGGAAGAGAAGAAUGUAAUUUCGAAAUGCAUUAAAAAUAACUUAAAAAAUAUGUAUUAGUAGUUUUACUAUAAAUAUAUAUAUAUACACGAUUAUACAUGCAUAUAUAUGUAUACUUUACUAAAUAGUGAUAUUUUUUCAAGUCUAUUCAACUGUCAUUCGCUAAAACCAUUUAUUGUAAAAGCAAAGCAAAUGUAAAACCAAUUUAAAGUUCGAUGUGACAAAUUAGCUUUUAAUCCGAAACCGAAUCCAAAUCCGAAUUGAAAAUGAAACCCAAAAUGCAACUCUGAUGAAAAUUAACAUCCCCACUAACUGGCUACCGCGAGUCUAAAUCGGUAUUUUCUAGCUAUGCUGCUAAUAAAUUUAAAAAAUGACAAAAAAAAUGAAAUAAAUGAAUAAAAAAUACAAAAAAACCAUACCAAACAAAAGAAAGCAAGAAACUAUUCAAAUAAAAGAUUAUGUGUCUUAAAAGAAUUAAUUAUUAUGACUUUUUACUGCGGGCAGUUCAAUUGGUUCAAACCCACACAGAUCUCUGGGGAGACAGCACAUCGGCGGAGGCUGUUCUACGAUUAUUAGAAGUCCGAGCCACUGCCACAACUCUUCGAGGGAAUGUAUCGAUCCAACCUUCUUCGACAAGUUCCACGACAAGAGCUCUAGAACACGAACAAACACUUAACCAGACCAAAAGGCGCACAAAUUCAGCAUUUCAUUCAGCACCCAUGCCCGUUCUUUUUUAAUUGAUUCAUAAACCGAAACGAAGCAUCUGAAUAAAAAGUAUAGAAUUUUUUGUUCGGUCUGAUUGUGGCAAUCGCGUGUUUCAUUUCAAAAUGGAAAUGAAUUGUACCGGCUCCGUAAAUUGUAGAAACCAUUUGAAUGUCACAAUUGUGGGCAAUUCACGAGGCGGAGGAGUGGAUUGGGGUCUUCUCUAUAUGGGAGUCGGUGAUUGGUACGAGUUCGAGUGCCAACGGGUUUGCUACUUAGAACUCGACCACUGAGAUCAAACAAUCGGAUAGUUCGUAUUUGGUGGCAUUAGGCUAUGGACUAUAUAGGCUUAUGGGCCAACGGGGCGUAUGGGCGAUGCAGUGAAGGGGCUCCAGCCAUUGGCGUGACUAAUCGUUUGGCACCGGGUCCAGUAUCAAAGAGCCGUGUCUUACCUCAACACCUGACUCACACCUCCCCAGUGCUCUGGGCAAGUCCAAGUCCACUCAAGACAUCGGGCAGGCGGGUCUGCCAUGUGAUAAGUGCGACUGAUAUUCCAUAUAGGCACGCUAAUUUCUGCAGCAAUGCGGUGACAACGAAACGUCUGUUUGGUAUUUCAGCAGAAAAAUGCGGCUGUACGGCGGCAUCAACAUAAACAAAAUCAAAUGCCCCACUGGAUAACUGGAGACCGAGACCCCAAACGUAGACCGGGUAUCUGGCGGAUGCGUAGCUGUCCCUCAGCAAAUCGGUCACUGCUAGCGUCGCACUUAUUUAUUUAUUUUAUGAUUCACUGCGCUCCUCGCUCCAUGGUGCGUUAAAUUUUCCUCGGUGAGGCCUCUGACAUUUCUAUACAUCAGUCAACCGGUAGACUUGAUGAAUAUAAAAAAAGAGACUUCUCUUGUUCGCCAAUUGUGGUCCGAAAAUAGAUAUCCAGUUUUAAACGCGACAGCGGUGUGAACAAAUUGACUAAAAUAUCAGAGAUUGAAUUAGCAUUUAUAUUAGCUAUUUUCUUAAUUAGAUGCAUGGUCUCUCCAACUGAGUUUAACUCGAAUAAUUGAGCGGCAGUGAGAAGUGCCCUUGACUUGAAUUGUCUGCCACAAAGGUGUACAAGAGCUGUUAGGACAAUUAAAAAACAAUUCAUAUUUAUUUGCUUUUCUUAUGGCGUUGCAACUGCCAUUUUUUUUAUUAUUUUCCCGCUAUGAGUUACCUCACCAACCAUUACCCAAAAUGUCAACUUGCUUCCGUGGUGUGAAGCCAUAAAAGUAUUAAUUUGAAUAGCUGUAUAAUUAAAAAAAACUUAAACAAUAUUAAUAAUCCAUUUUUGUCCUCCCAAACUGGCUGAGUAAGAAUGUGACAAAACAAAAUAAAAACUGCCAAAUGUCAUUAGAACAAAUACUGAAAUGUUUGGCACAGAGGCACAGAUUUCGAGAUACCCCCUCCGUGUUUCCCAACCAAGAUGACAAGAUGGCUAAGCAAGCCAAAAGAAAUAAAUUGGAUUUAAACGCUAAAAACUGCCGAGAGUCAGGUGAAGAGCAGAACCGAGUGUGUGUGGGAGGACAGGCUGCUGUCAUCUUAAGCAAAUUUGUCGAUUAGGCAAGAGGAAAUCAUUUUUGGUCCGCGACAAUAUACUGCUUUUUCUCGAUGCCUCCCUCGACUCGACACGUCAGUGCCCCGUGAUGCUGGCCCCAAGACAGGUCGCAGACUGGAAAACUAACAACCGAGAAGAUAAUCUAAACGACAAAGCCAAUGCACAAAAUACCGAGUUUUUAAAGGAAAUGAAGUGCGCUGAUUGUACGAGAUUUCAUGAUAAAUGCAAAAUUUUAGAGGAUGCCGAAGGAUUUAGAUGUGAGGAUCCAUCCGAUAAUGCGCUUAUAGCUUUCGCCCCAGGACAAAAUAAGUCGCUUGAACACCUCAGUGACUGCAUGCUCAGGGGCUAUAUUUUCGAACGCGGGUGUAAUGGAUAUAUCAGGGACUUGCUGUUUCUGGUCCAAAAGAACGGGCUGUCAAAUGGUAAUGAAUAAAUACCGCAAUACGUCGUGCAAUAUGUGUGCAGUGUAUGGAAAAAUUGGAUCACCCUAUCGCCCUGGAUGUCCUUGUCAACCGCUUGAACGUUCCAAACAGAUGAUUAGUGCUGCAAGAAGACGUACUUUGAAGUCAUUACCGUUCUUAUUAUUCGCCAGUUGGUUGUCCAUUUUGUCCCUACAUUUUGUAUACUACGAAACGAAAUUUUAGUACAACUUGUAUGCAAUUUUAAAAAAGUAAUACUUUAAUAGAAAAGAAUACGAUUAAAAAUUUGGAAAAUUAGUCUGAAUAACGAAUAUA